CGCGCGCGUUUAUUUUCAUUUGUUUUAGACUCAAUUUAUUUAGUUUUUUGAAUGUAAAUAGUAUUUAAAAUUAACGUUGCUAUUAUUUAAUAAAAUGCCUUAUUCUAUGAUACGGCACUUACGCCGAACAGUGCUAUUAUCUCACCAAAUACGAACCGAAAGCACUAUGACUAAUUUAACUCAUGAAGAUUACCUUAUUCGACCUCCAAUAACACAAUGGAGCAAGAUAAUUAGAGAAGCAGAGAAAAUUGUUGGAUAUCCAACCUCUUUUAUGAAUCUGAGAUGGCUACUUAGUGACGAAUUCGCUAACAUGGCCAUGCAUUUACGCAAAGUGGUGAACAGUAAUCAUCCGUUAAUGAAAACAGCAAAAUCGGUCCUUUAUAAUGAACAUAACAACCUACAACCAUGGGGCUUAGUCAUCUUACUUUUAUCAAAAGCGGUGAACCCACCAAUGUCACCCUUACAGGCAAACAAAGUUAACGAAAGCCAACGCAACCUUGCAGAGCUAACUGAAAUGAUCCGAACAGGUCACUCCGUACACAGAGGACUUCUAAACAUACCAAGAGGAAAAUAUAAAGAUUUCGAUACAGAAUUAUUCACUAAUAAAAUAGCAAUAUUAAUCGGUGACUACUUACUUGUUACUGCUAAUGGAAUGUUGGCGCGUUUAAAAAAUCAAGAUUUAUCAUAUUUAAUAUCAACCGCAUUAAGGGAUAUAAGUGAAGGUGAGUUCUUCGGAGAUAGAGACGUUCAAAACUUACCUUUACCCGGUAAACCGUUAAGUAUGUUGGAUAUUUACGAAAUAAAUAGUAAUACAAUGCCGUUUGAUGUAAAAAAUGUAUUAGGAUCACCAACAAAAGAGUGGACAUUAAGAACUUUGUAUGGUGGUGGAAGUUUAUUCGGUAGAGGGUGUGAGGGUGCGGUUUUAUUAGCUGGUAGAAAUAAAAAAGACCAAGAAAGGGCAUAUCUACUCGGCUCCCAUUUAUGUUUAGUUUGGCAAGCUGCGAGUGAUUUACAGAAAUUUAAUACAGAUAAUAAAGAUUCCUUCUCUUUAGUUAGUGCGCCUGUAUUAUUCGCGGUAAAUGAAUCGCCUGAUAUUUAUAAGGAAAUAGAGAAAUAUAAAAAUGAUUUAAGAGAACUCGAUUAUGAUGCACUUAAGGGUUGUGUAUUGAAAACUAAUGCGAUCGAACAAACGAGAACAUUGUUGUCAACUAAUUCUAAGAUAGCAGCUAGGUAUGCGGAUAUGUUUGGUAAUUGUGAAUCAAUCAGUACAAUAAAAAGAUUAAUGGAAACAUUGUUAUAGCCCUUUAUGUUAGGAAGAAUGUCCACAAAGAUAUUUAAUGAAUAAAAAAAUAUAUUUUUAUAGUUGUAACAAUGUUUUGGGUGACACACAUCAGGGAACUAACUGCUAGUGUGUCACCCAAAAUAAAUAUAAUAUAAUAAUAAUAGUUUCUUAUGAGAUAUAUUUUUUUAAUGUAGCUCAUAAGAAACUGUUAUUAAUUAUUUAUUUUUUAUUUAUCAAACACCUAAGUGGACAUUAGAAUUGUGUUAAUAUUAGAAACUAAGUAAGUCUGUGAACAUAUUAGUACAAAGUUUAAGAAAGAAGUGUAAAAAAAUUACAGGAUUUAGUUUAAGAUUACUUGAUACUAGUUGUCGCUCGCGACUUCGUCCGCGUGCAAUUUAAAAAUAAUGAAAAACACCUAUGUUACUCACAGAUAAAUUACC
Messenger RNA from Papilio polytes (common Mormon), 1722 nucleotides. Its product is annotated as decaprenyl-diphosphate synthase subunit 2-like. NCBI's taxonomy places the organism in Eukaryota, Metazoa, Arthropoda, Insecta, Lepidoptera, Papilionidae. Gene Ontology annotation, biological process: isoprenoid biosynthetic process; ubiquinone biosynthetic process. Bases 95 to 1300 code for a protein of 401 amino acids. The record is from RefSeq and is a predicted model, not a curated record. The transcript is spliced from 2 exons. Gene Ontology annotation, molecular function: prenyltransferase activity. Gene Ontology annotation, cellular component: mitochondrion; transferase complex.